Messenger RNA from Cryptococcus amylolentus CBS 6039, 1533 nucleotides. RefSeq lists its product as hypothetical. The transcript has 7 exons. Lineage: Eukaryota; Fungi; Basidiomycota; Tremellomycetes; Tremellales; Cryptococcaceae. The coding region runs from base 13 to 1152 and encodes 379 amino acids. The record is from RefSeq and is a predicted model, not a curated record.
CAAAGCCACUUCAUGGGCCAUUCACGUAUUUGCUCUAUGCAGCACCCAUACACGUUUGAUGUGUAUUUCCCGCCUGGGCUGGAGCGACUCCAAGGCAAGGGUAGGGUGGCCACCUUGGGCAUGUUCAUUAUCGACCACUUUGAGGUUACAGAUCAGCACGGGAAUCUCGUAUCCACAGAAGAUGAAGCGAUAGGGGGAGGGGGCAUUUUCGCCAUGAUCGCUGCUCGACAGUUUCUCCCAUCGAGCCAUGUUGGUCUGCUCGUAGAUAAGGGAUCUGACUUUCCUCCAAGGUUUACCGAGGAUCUCGAGAGGCUUGGCAAGGACAUGAUAUGGUUCCGACAUCGGGAUGGCCCAACUACCCGAGCUCUCAAUAUCUACUCUGGCCGCAAGAUAGGCGAGGGUCAUCAAUCUUUCAAGUACAUCUCGCCACAAUUGCAGAUCUUCCCCAGGGAUCUCAUUGUUGAUCCAUCGCCUUUCGCCAAACCUUUUGCACCCGAAUGGAUACAUGUUGUCUGCGGGUCUCCCCGUAUGAAGCUCAUAGUUGAAGAGCUAGAAGGACUUAAGCGAGAUGCUGUCAACGAAGGGGCUUCUCAUUUGAGAUCACAGCUUGUAUGGGAACCCUUACCGUUCAGCUGUACUCCUGGCGAGUCUGACAACCUGAUUUGGCUUGCGUCCCGUAUUGCUAUCUUCAGCCCCAACCUCCUGGAGCUCCAAUCUAUCCUCGGCAUCUCCCCGGUCUCGAGUCCAACCCACAGCAAUGCUGAGAUAGCAGCUUGCGCCUUCUUGAAACUUCUCACAGCAAAGUAUCCCAACGUACCGGCUCCUGCUAUAGUGGUAAGAGCUGGGGAAUUAGGGGCAUUCACACUGUCGCCGGACUGGACAGGCUGGGUUCCCGCAUUUUGGAGAGAGGAAGAACAAUCUCAGGUGGUUGAUGUCACGGGCGGAGGUAAUUCGUUCCUUGGGGGACUGUUAGCCGGUCUCUUGCUCUCCAACGGGGACAUCAAAGCAGCAUCGAUAUUUGCCUCGACAGCCGCAUCUUUUGCAAUUCAACAGCGCGGGCCUCCUAUUUUGACUUUCGAUGGAGAUGUAGAGAAAUGGAAUGGUGAAGUGGCGUGGGAUAGGCUUCGUGACCUUAAAAAUAGAGUAUUGUAAAAUGUCAGUCUCUGUCUGUCCGUUCCAAACGACAGCGGCUGUCAUAGUCGUCGUGCCGGGAUCGCGCUCCCCGGCUCUCCGCAACAAUGGAUGUUGCGUGCUUCGCUUCUGCCCUAAACAUCUUCGCCUGUCGCCAUCCUGUGGGUUACUUCCGAAGCUAUGAAAAGCGACACCCUCUCGCGAUGACGAAAUCCUAGGUCCCGAACGUUCGCUCUCACACGCGCAUCACCCCAUGCGCUCACCUUUCUAGCUUUGCGUCACUUGUCUAUCCUUUCUGUCCGAAUGUUUAUGUCCUUUGUGAGGGUCGUGAUGUUUGAGUUUCUGGAAGUUUCCUUGCUGGCGGAUCAAUGGAAACGGAAUGUAUCUUGAGCUUGAUGAGCU